GAAAAGGAAGCACAAGAACCCAUGUAAGAGAUUUCAAAGAUUCUCAGAAUCUAGAAUAUCUUGGUAUUUUUCAAGACAAGACAAGGUUUAGAUUAAGAACAUCGAAACAAUAUUUUAAGGCACUCGUGGAGUUGUGCAUAAGGUUGAUAGAACAUUGGAUUAUAGGGUAACAUUUGCAUACUUAUCAAAGAAGGAUUUGGAAAUCCAAUAAAGGAAGCUUUGAAAUUUUGUAAAUUUGGGGUUUGAUCAGAUGAAAUUGUAGGAGUGGAAAAUGAGUUGCUUUUCAUGUUGUACGUCCCAAGAGAGGAUCAACAAAAAGUCAUUGAAGAAAAGCGUUAAGGAAUGUCAUGAAGCAAAAGCUCUAGCUUCAUUUGGCAACAUCUCUUUAAAAACAGAUAGUGGGAAGAAAAAGUUCAUAGCAGAAGAGAUAACAAAGCUUGGUAAAGGAAAUAUUACCUCAAAGAAUUUUUCUUACCGUGAAUUAUGUGCUGCAACUCAAAACUUUCACCCUGCCAAUAUGAUUGGUGAAGGAGGCUUUGGGAGGGUAUACAAAGGACACCUUAAAGACACAAAUCAAGUUGUUGCUGUGAAGCAACUUGACAGGAAUGGAUUUCAAGGGAACAGGGAAUUUCUUGUAGAGGUUUUGAUUUUGAGUCUUUUGCACCACCCUAACCUUGUCAACUUGGUAGGGUAUUGUGCUGAAGGGGAUCAGAGGAUUUUGGUGUAUGAAUACAUGGUCAAUGGUUCUUUAGAAGAUCACUUACUUGAAUUAACUCCAGAAAGAAAGCCUUUGGACUGGCACACCAGAAUGAAAAUUGCUGUAGGUGCAGCAAAAGGACUUGAAUAUUUGCAUGAAGUAGCAGACCCACCUGUGAUAUACCGAGAUUUCAAAGCAUCAAACAUACUACUAGAUGAAAACUUUAAUCCAAAGCUCUCUGAUUUUGGACUUGCAAAGCUUGGUCCAACUGGAGAUAAAACACAUGUAUCCACCAGGGUGAUGGGAACAUAUGGCUAUUGUGCUCCUGAGUAUGCAUCAACAGGUCAAUUGACUACAAGAUCAGAUGUGUACAGUUUUGGAGUAGUCUUUUUGGAGAUGAUCACAGGAAGAAGAGUGAUUGACAAUUCAAGAGUAUCAGAAGAGCAAAAUUUAGUCAUUUGGGCACAACCACUCCUCAAAGACAGAAGAAAAUUUACACAAAUGGCUGAUCCAUUGCUAGAAGAAAAGUAUCCUAUAAAAAGUCUAUACCAAGCUCUAGCAGUAGCAGCAAUGUGUCUCCAAGAAGAAGCUGAAACCCGACCUUUGAUCAGUGAUGUAGUUACAGCUAUUGAAUUUUUAGCAAGGAAGAAAGUAGAAGUGGAUGAAGAUGAACUACACUCUAUAAAAGAAACUUCUCCUGAGAAUGGAGAUAGCAGUGAAAACAGUGAAUCUGAUGUUGAUGAAGAAGAGAAAGAGAACACUAAGAAAAAGGAGGAGAAGAAUGGUGAUGAUAUCAACAACAAAGAAUAG
This is a messenger RNA of Abrus precatorius (Indian licorice), 1507 nucleotides long. RefSeq names its product probable serine/threonine-protein kinase PBL23. NCBI's taxonomy places the organism in Eukaryota, Viridiplantae, Streptophyta, Magnoliopsida, Fabales, Fabaceae. Gene Ontology annotation, biological process: protein phosphorylation. The record is from RefSeq and is a predicted model, not a curated record. Bases 272 to 1507 code for a protein of 411 amino acids. Gene Ontology annotation, molecular function: ATP binding; protein kinase activity. The transcript is spliced from 6 exons.